This is a messenger RNA of Dicrocoelium dendriticum, 900 nucleotides long. Lineage: Eukaryota; Metazoa; Platyhelminthes; Trematoda; Plagiorchiida; Dicrocoeliidae. The record is from the annotation of a GenBank genome assembly.
AUGGAUGAAGAUCGCCUUCCGUUAAUGUUGAUAUUUUUAAUUGUGGGGUUGAUCACCAUCUCGACGUGCUCCGAAGUGUCGUUUGUCUCUGCAAGACAUAAACUUUUUACAAAAUCCACACGAGCCAAUUCAUCAAUCAUUUAUUAUCAGCACCGACUAGCUAUUGGUCAGCUUGUCCAACUUCCUUGCUUUUUGCAAGAUAGCGAACCAUACCCAACUGCCAUGGAUCCAGUGGCAUACGAGUGGCGACUGAACGGGCGUCAAAUACUGACACACUUGUCCUUCAUGACUGCUACUUGGGAUUUGGAUGGCGUACUAACUAUAUUUGCUAUAAUGCCUCGUGAGUACACUCUUUGGUGCCAUAUGAGAAUCAGCGAUGAAACAGAAGACCAAGAUUUCUACUUCGCUCACCAAAUCAAAUUUUUUCAAGAACCGGUCAGACAACUUAUACUUGGUGUUCUAAUUAGACUGUCCAUGGACGAAGAAGCUUGGGAACGAAAGUGUGAAGCAGAGCAACACACGUGUGAUUGUCAGCGGAUUGCUGGGGAAAAUGCGACCGAACGAUUCUCGCAUGGUUCGAGAAACUAUUAUAUGAAAAUGAUCAUAAACGAUAUAGCUAUCCAUAUCUGUGAACGCUUUCAUUUCUGCCAUUCGUUCAGCUUGGAUCAGUUUGAGUGCCUCAACAUGGAGCAAUUUUGGAACGCAUCACACUACAUGGAACUGAGCUUUUUCUUGGACGGGGGAAGAUUUUACUUAGGAGACUCGGCAGACCAACGGUAUGAUACAACAGCUAUUACUGAAAUGGUGUACAAACAAUUCCUUUCUCUUCGGUCAGUCAUACGGCAAAGAGUUCUCAAUGCCACUUUGGACAAAUAUUAUGCUAAAAUGCGAAAUUUAUGA